Messenger RNA from Drosophila guanche, 1168 nucleotides. RefSeq lists its product as uncharacterized. The record is from RefSeq and is a predicted model, not a curated record. Bases 559 to 939 code for a protein of 126 amino acids. The transcript is spliced from 2 exons. NCBI's taxonomy places the organism in Eukaryota, Metazoa, Arthropoda, Insecta, Diptera, Drosophilidae.
AUUAGAGCAAAAGGAAGAGUAUCAAUCCAAUAGCAUCUAUGGAUUCAACUGCCACCCGAUUGAACUCCCGGCAAGGCAGAGUUCAGCGCUUGGGAUUGAAAGGGGUCGAUGGAUGGAUGGAUCGUCACAGACACGAAUCGAGUCGAGUCGAGUCGAACAAUGCGGCGUUUGACAAAACUCUAUGCGAAAAGUCAGACAGCAGCAGCAACAACGAUAACAACAACAACAACGAAUUGAAAUGUAAACGAAACGAGGUGCAAUUACAACGGCAACAAGCGGCAAGGCAACUGCGGAUGCAAAAAGCCAAGUUCCACAACAUUGAAGUCGCAGCCGGCAGCGUCAACGGAUAUGGCAACGAGGCGACUGGGGCUGAAGCUUGUGCAGUUGCAGCAACGAGAGCAUCUGCAUCUGUGGCACAGAUGCCAGCUGCUGGCGGUGGGUAGCCGUGGAAGGUGCCAAGUGAAUAAAAGACACCGCUGCACCAUCGAGUGGCAUCAGUUGCAAGCAGCAAGUCGCCGAGACCCAGAGACCCACCGCCAAGGAUAAACCACCCACAACAUGAUGAAACUGCUUUUGUCGCUACUCUCCAUGUGCGCCCUGGCUGCGGCACGUCCUGGCUACCUGCACGGCCACCAUCAUCACUAUCCGGAAUACCCGCUGUACCCGCACCACCACCACCAUGUGGAGCCCCUGCACGUGGCCAAGAUCGUGCACCUGCCCGCCGCCGUCUCCCACCAGAGCUCCACGGUGGUGCACACCGUGCCGCAUCACAUCAUCAAGCCGGUGGUGCUGCCCACGGUGGUGAAGACUGUCGUCCAUCCACCCAUCAUCAAGGCCUACCACCCGGCUCCCAUCUUCAAGGCCUACCACCCGUACGAUCCCUUCCACCUGCACCAUCAUCAUGACUUCCACGACUUCCAUGACUAUCAUCUGCACUGAUGAUGGCCUGAAUGACUCUGACUGCUGAAUGAUCGCGAAUGAUGAAUGAAAAUCGAAGAGGAUGCUACACAGAUACUGUUGAAUGAUGGCUGCUGUGAUGUGUGUUUUUGUGUCGAUUGCUGAUUGCUGAUUGCGAUGCAAACUGCUGGAUGGAUAUGCUACUCCCUCUCCCCUCCACUCUAUCUCUAAUAGUGUUGAUUAUGUGUAUAUAAAAGAUACAAUAUCUGAA